AACAACCUUUAGCCCGAAUGUGAACCCCAUCCGUUUUCUGGAAGAAGAUCUUGAGGUCUGGAAUACACUUCGUAGUCUCUUCUUGCUCGAGCUUUAUCUAUAUUAUCUACCAUGGAUGCUUCAUCUUUGUUCCUAUGGAAUCCAAGUAUCUGAUUAGAGUACCCACAUCCACAAUAUAUGCUGAAUUAUAGUUGUUUAAUGUGAUAGUUUGUUAAUAAUAAUUCCUCUAUGGAAGCUGCAAAGAAUUUGUUUUGUUCAUCCCCGUUUCCAUCAAGAACUAAUCACUGGAGCGGUCCUCCUUCGUCUUCUUCAUCUUCUUCUUUAGUUUUCACGUUUCAUGAACAAGCCACUCCUGCAGUCACCUCUAGGACUGCUAUUUUUGCUUCCCAGCAUUUUCCCACCUCAGUUCUUUUACAAGAGCAACGUCAUGAGUACAGACCUAUACUGCGCACGCAUAAGGAAGAAAAGACAUCCCAGGCAACAUUAGAUACAAGGCAGAUGGAUAUGGUCUCAGUUCAUGAAGACAAUAGCCCUGGCAAUGCUGAUCAGUUAGUGCAUGACUUUAAGCAGCGACUGCAAAUUUGGCCUUGUUUACGGAACUUGUUGACUUCCUUACCAGCAGAGGAAAUUGCAACAUCUUCAACUCCGCAGCCUGUUACCUCUGACUUAGAGCAUCCUGCAGAAGUUGAACAGCAUGAUGCAGUUGCUCUUGCUAAGCAAGCAUUGUCAGCCUCAGAACAAGCUGCCUUGGUAGCUGCAGACAUGAAAUCAAUCAAAGCUGAUGAUGAUGUUUUACCUCCUCUAGGUUUUUCCUCCACAAGUUUGGAUGAAAUUUCACUUGGAAAGAAUAAAAUUGUGAGGUCAACACGGCUUCUAGGGAGACAAUCAAAGAAGAGAAAAAAAUCAAAGGCAAAAGUCUUAGACGAAGAAAGCUAUCUUUCUAAAAAGGCUGAAUUAAAAGGAAGGUUACAUGUGGAAAAGAAGAUAAAUGAAGGGUUUGAUCAAAAUGAUCCCCUACGCUUGUUCCUAUGGGGUCCUGAAACAAAGCAACUUUUGACUCUGGAAGAAGAAACUAAAUUGGUUCUUCAGCUACAGGAUUUAUUGAGAUUGGAAGGAGUAAAGAAAAGACUUCAAUCACAAUUUGGGCGGGAACCAACUUUGGCUGAAUGGGCUGAUAGUGUGGGCCUCACCUGUCAAGCCCUGCAGUUUCAGCUUUAUUCUGGUAACCGCAGCAGAGAGAAGCUCAUUUAUGCAAAUUUACGAAUGGUAGUUCACAUUGCUAAACAUUAUCAGGGGCGUGGUCUCAGUUUUCAGGACUUAUUACAGGAGGGAAGUAUGGGGCUUAUGAAGAGUGUCGAGAAGUUUAAACCCCAAGCAGGUUGUCGUUUUGGUACGUACGCCUACUGGUGGAUAAGGCAAACUAUUAGGAAGGCCAUAUUUCAACAUUCCAGGACAAUUCGUCUGCCGGAGAAUGUAUAUACCCUUUUGGGCAAGGUAUCAGAGACAAAGAAAUUGUACAUUCGAGAAGGAAAUCUUCAUCCCACCAAAGAAGAACUAGCAAAAAGGGUAGGAAUUACAGUAGAGAAGUUAGAAAAGUUGCUAUAUGUUGCGAGAAUUCCAAUUUCAAUGCAACAAACAGUGUGGGCAGACCAAGAUACCACUUUCCAGGAGGUUACUGCAGACACAGCAAUUGAGGUCCCAGAUGUGAGUGUUGCAAAACAGAUGAUGAGGCGGCAUGUGCGGAACCUCUUAAGUAUCUUGAACCCAAAAGAAAGGAGGAUAAUCCGGCUAAGAUUCGGUAUUGAGGACGGCGAACAGAAAUCAUUGUCAGAGAUUGGAAACACAUUUGGCUUGUCUAAGGAAAGGGUUCGACAAUUAGAGAGCCGAGCAUUGUACAAGCUGAAGCAGUGCCUUGGCAGCCAAGGACUUGAUGCAUAUGCAGAAUUGCUUGUAUAGGCAAUUUUUUAAUCUUUCAUGCCUGUUUCCUUUCCUGGCUAAGUACUAGAGCAGUAACAAUUAAGCUUUUGGAGCCAAAUCUGACGCCAAGCCAUGGUCCAUUAUUACUUAAAAGAACCUAGAAGCUUGGCAGUCGGGAAAAGAAACUUGAAGCGUGUAUAUACAUGUUAAUAUUGAAAUGACCUUGAAAAAUCUGCUAUUUAUGGAAGAGCCGAAUUACAUUGCA
This is a messenger RNA of Prosopis cineraria, 2182 nucleotides long. Its product is annotated as RNA polymerase sigma factor sigF, chloroplastic. Gene Ontology annotation, molecular function: DNA-binding transcription factor activity. NCBI's taxonomy places the organism in Eukaryota, Viridiplantae, Streptophyta, Magnoliopsida, Fabales, Fabaceae. Bases 229 to 1956 code for a protein of 575 amino acids. The transcript has 9 exons. Gene Ontology annotation, biological process: DNA-templated transcription initiation; regulation of DNA-templated transcription. The record is from RefSeq and is a predicted model, not a curated record.